Panicum hallii is the source of this 1992-nucleotide messenger RNA. Its product is annotated as DNA primase small subunit-like. The record is from RefSeq and is a predicted model, not a curated record. The transcript has 17 exons. Lineage: Eukaryota; Viridiplantae; Streptophyta; Magnoliopsida; Poales; Poaceae. Gene Ontology annotation, cellular component: alpha DNA polymerase:primase complex. The coding region runs from base 211 to 1614 and encodes 467 amino acids. Gene Ontology annotation, biological process: DNA replication, synthesis of primer.
CCCUCAUCUCCUCCCUCUGUUUCUUAAACCCUUCCCUUCUCUCGGACUCUCUCCUCCAUUGCUCUUCCUUCCCUGGCGGCGACGACUAGGCGAGCGGCGGCGCCAUUUGUCCUGUCUUCGCCCAGCCCUUUACCGGCAACGAGCGCAUCCUCCAGUUACAAUAUAUUACCUACCAACUUCGAUUUCGUUUGCAAGAAUUAUCGGGUGUACAUGUGUACACCCAUGUCCUAUGCUGGGUCCGCCAAUGUGGGUAGGGACGAUGAGCCGGUUGACUCUAUGGAGAUUGACGGCCAGCAGCAGCUAAAGGUAGAAGGCCCUGCUGAGGUGCCGGAGGGGUUCAACGCCGACUACCUCCGAGUCUACUACGGAAAGCUCUUCCCAUAUGGCGAUUUCUUCAAAUGGCUUUGCUAUGCAAAUGAUGGAAAGCACCCCGGAUGUGAUCAGUCAUAUGUUGGACGUCGAGAGUUUUCAUUUACACUAGAGAAUGACAUCUACCUGCGCUUCCAAUCCUUUGAUAGUGCUGCUGAAUUGGAGAGUUCUAUCAAGGAGAAGUGCCCUUUCAAGAUUGAUAUUGGACCUGUCUACAGCGUAGAUCCUGCAAAGCGUCAUGCUUACGCCCAAUCUGGCAAUAAUGUCUUUGUACCAGUGGAAAGGGAACUAAUUUUUGACAUUGAUAUAUCUGAUUAUGAUGAUGCGCGCUACUGCUGCUCUGGAGCUGAUGUCUGCUCGGACUGCUGGCCCUUAAUGACCAUUGCUAUCAAAAUUCUGGAUACUUCUCUUAGAGAUGAUUUUGGUUUCAAUCACAUACUGUGGGUAUACAGUGGCCGUCGUGGUGUCCAUUGCUGGGUCUGUGACACCAGAGCAAGAAAGCUCAGCAAUGAACAAAGGGCUGCAGUUGCUGACUAUUUUCGAGUCUACAAGGGUGGUGAAAAUACACUGAAGAAAGUAUCCUUGGCUGGACCUGUCCUCCAUCCUUUCCUUGCACGGUCAUACACGGAUGUUCUUGAAAGCUUCUUUGAAGAUAAGUUGCUACUUAGCCAACAACUCUUUGCAUCAGAGGAGAGAUGUCAGAAGAUACUUGAUCUCAUCCCUGAUGAAAAUGUUGCUAGUGAGCUCCAUGACAAGUGGCAGGGAAAUAGACGAUCUUCUAUUUCAAAGGAAGAUGUCAAUGCAGCCAGAUGGAAACAAUUGAAGAUGACCUUACAGUCAGGAAAGCACAAGGCUCAGGGCCUUCGGAGAUGUGUGGAAGAGAUCAUCUUCUCAUACACAUAUCCUAGACUUGACAUGGAGGUAUCAAAGCACAUGAAUCAUUUACUAAAAGCUCCCUUUUGUAUACACCCGAAAACAGGUCGUGUUUGUGUUCCAAUUGAUCCCAAUAAUUGUGAUGAUUUUGAUCCUACAGCUGUUCCGACUCUAUCACAGCUUUUAGGAGAGCUCAAUGCUGCUGGUUUUCAGACAGAUUCUGAAAAUAAUUGGGAAAGAACGUCCCUGGAGAAAUCCAUCAGGUUUUUCAGAACUUCGUUUCUGCAACCACUGCUGAAAGCAUGCAAGGAGGAACUGGAAAGUGCAUACAAUGCAAAGCUCCAACAGUCCAAGAAUUCAUUGGAUUGGUAAAAUCCACAUACACACGCAUCACAUGGGUGGGCUGGUGGCCCGCAUUUCGCCUGUGGGACGCGAUCAGGAGCAUUUCAACUGGACACUGACCUCUUUGCAUGGAUGAAUGAGCGAUUAUUCCAUGACGCUGCUCCGGAGAUGGUACCAUGUCGGUUCAAAGUUGUAGCUACUGAGUGUGAUCAGAGCUAUAUACCGUACUGGUGUACGACGUGCUUUAGGCGUCUAUAGGUUUCACUGCUGGGCUCCAGAGAAUGAAUGUAACCCUUGCUGGUCGACGGUGCCAAGGUAUAUCAUGUAAGUUAGGCUACAUAUGCCCAGCAAUCUCUACAGCUAAAAAACCUAAUUGGGAAAAAAAAAUUGGUGCGACCUUGACCCUCC